Molecule: messenger RNA, 1404 nt
Organism: Debaryomyces tyrocola
Lineage: Eukaryota; Fungi; Ascomycota; Pichiomycetes; Serinales; Debaryomycetaceae
Source: the annotation of a GenBank genome assembly
AUGAUGGGAAGUUCCAAGUCGUGUGUUACCUUUCACCGAGGUAUAGUCCGUGGUGCAUUUCUUCGUCGCCAGACUUACUCUACCGCGGCUGUAGAGGAAAGAUCAUUGGAACAAAUGAGUCAAAGAGAAUUACGUGAAAAAGCGGUAGCUGAAGCACUUGCAAGAGAAGAAGAGGCGGCUGCUAAGGCUAAGGCAUUACGUGAAUUGAAGAAUCAAACUAGAGAUUUACUUAGUACUUUGAAUAAAAUACCAUCUACUUUAGUCAACUCCAGAUUACAGAAAUUACAAAGUGAGUUAGACGGCAUUUCAAACCAAGAAAAGGUCAAACAAUUGGAUCAAGAAUUGGAAGAAUUUAUGUUUGAAAAGAUGAACUUGCCACAAUACGAAAUUCAAAAUAGACCAUGGGCUGUUGGACCUAAACAAACCAUUUCCAAUGGUGAACAAGGAAAAGAUGAUAUAUCCACCCAAAUCAAGUCUACCACAUCUAAUUCAUAUACCAAUCAGUUUCCAAACUUAAAGCCAACGCCUGAUUAUAAACCAUAUUCAACACAAGAAUUAUAUUUAAGACAGUUGACGCAUUCCCGUCAAUCUGGUAAUUUAGGUUCCGAAUUAUCUAACAUUUAUAAACCAAGAGACGAAGUCAGAAAGCCUCGUAGUAUUUCAGAGACCACCAUUUCUACAUUAAUGGCUGCCGGGUGCCAUUUAGGUCACGCCAAGGCUAUGUGGAGACCAUCUACUCAGCCAUAUAUUUAUGGUGAAUACAAUGGUAUUCAUUUAAUAGACUUGAAUGAAACUUUAUCUGCGCUUAAUAGAGCAACCCAAGUCAUAAAGGGUGUUGCUGCUAAGGGUGGUAUAAUUUUAUAUGUUGGAACCACCAAGAAUUGGGAACAACAUCGUGCAUUGGAAGAGGCUGCUAAGAGAACCCGUGGUUACUACGUCUCUAAAAGAUGGGUCCCUGGUACUAUCACUAAUUUCACGGAAGUUACUAAACAGAUAGGAGGAGGUAGUAGAAUUGAGGUCGACAUGAUGGAUCAACCUACUGAUCGUAAGUUAGAUGAGGAAACCUCUGGUAACCUCAUCAAGCCAGAUUUAAUAGUCUUAUUAAACCCUGUUGAAAACAGGAAUUGUAUUAAUGAAUGUAUCAAGCAGAGAAUCCCAACCAUUGGUUUAUGUGAUACUGAUAUGGAACCAUCCUUGUUGACCUACCCAAUUCCAUGUAAUGAUGAUUCGAUGAGAGCAUCUUCCUUAAUGACCGGUAUUUUAUCUAAAUCCGCCGAAGAAGGUUUAAACGAGAGAUUAAAUAUUUCCAGGGAAUACAAAUCUGCUCAAUCGAAGUUUGGUAACAAAUUAGCACAAAAAACUGCAAGAAUUGUUAAUUCUAGUAUGCGUUCUGCUACUGCUUAA